Molecule: messenger RNA, 2416 nt
Organism: Hemiscyllium ocellatum (epaulette shark)
Lineage: Eukaryota; Metazoa; Chordata; Chondrichthyes; Orectolobiformes; Hemiscylliidae
Gene: tmem120b
Product: transmembrane protein 120B
Exons: 12
Coding region: 15-1025 (336 amino acids)
Biological process (GO): fat cell differentiation
Cellular component (GO): membrane
Source: RefSeq, a predicted model, not a curated record
GAGCCGAGUGGACAAUGUCACUGCUGCGGUGCCAGGCUGAAUGGGAAGAGUUGGAUAAAGAAUUCAAACAGCUGCAGGAAACACACAAAGUAUAUAGACAAAAACUUGAUGAACUUUCGAGCCUUCAAAUUAUAUGCAGCAACUCGAUAAAUAAACAAAAAAGAAGAAUAAAAGAUCUUGCGUGCAAUCUCCGAAGGUAUAAACAUUCUGCUAAUGUAGAAGAAGCUGAAGUUAUACAGAAAUUUAACAAUGAUAUCAAAGAGCGACGCAAUGUUUUCUUUGAAAUGGAAGCAUUCUUGCCCAAGAAGAAUGGGCUAUACUUGAACUUGGUGCUUGGAAAUGUGAACGUGACGCUUCUCAGCAAGCAAGCUAAGUUUGCCUACAAAGACGAAUAUGAAAAAUUCAAACUUUAUUUGACCAUCAUCUUGUUACUUGGUGCAAUAUCUUGUAUGUUUCUUCUGAAUAGGGUAAUUGAUGAAAUCUUUAAUUUUCUGCUGGUCUGGUAUUACUGCACAUUAACAAUAAGAGAGAGUGUGCUCAUCAGCAAUGGAUCAAGAAUCAAGGGCUGGUGGGUGUCUCAUCAUUAUGUGUCGACGUUUCUCUCCGGGGUAAUGUUAACAUGGCCUAAUGGGUUAAUGUAUCAGAUGUUUCGCAGCCAAUUUCUAGCAUUUUCCAUUUAUCAAAGUUGUGUACAGUUCCUGCAGUAUUAUUACCAAAGUGGCUGUCUUUAUAGGUUGAGGGCCUUGGGGGAAAGAGAUCACAUGGACCUUACAGUAGAAGGAUUUCAGUCAUGGAUGUGGAGAGGUUUAACUUUUCUUCUUCCGUUUCUUUUCUUUGGUCAUUUUUGGCAAUUAUAUAAUUCGGUAACACUUUUUGGACUCGCGCAACAUGAGCGGUGCAAGGAAUGGCAAGUUUUUGUCCUGGCUCUCACAUUCCUGGUGCUCUUCCUUGGGAACUUUCUUACUACCCUUAAAGUUGUCCAUCAAAAAUUUCAGAAAAAUAAAGAUAAACUGAAGAAGCUAUGAAUAUAUGAAAGUUGCUAAAAUAACAUUGAGGAACAUGGCAACAAUAUUCCUAUUUUGUGUGUGCUCUUAUGUGAUGGUCUGAACACUUGCACAUUGAGGUUGGAUUUGCAACUGUUGCACAAAUGUUUAAGAAAUCUGAUGCUAGCUGCAUUCUGAACUCAAAUUCUUUGAGGAAAUGACAAUGCUAAUUUACUUUGAAUAUCGAUGUAUAGAUUUAAAAUUAUUGUCCUUUUAAAUAGUUUGUUGAAGAUUAAUUUCAGUGUUAUUAUUUCAAACUACCUUGAGAAAUGUUACCAUUCUUGAUGUGAUUUAUUUUAUCAUGGACCUUUUCUGAAAAUUAUGUUGAUGAGGUGGGCAGGUGACAGAAGAGGAUAUGGACCUGUAGAGUAAAUGUUUCUCCAUGAUCAGUUAUUUGAUUAAAACGUUAUCAUGUUUUGAUAAGAGAUAUCUAGUUUGUGAAAUUCUGCAAUGUAAAGAUGGGGAAAUAAAUUUUGAUAAAAAGUUCAUCUGAACUCGCCAACUAAAAAGAUUGUCCUCCAGUUAAAAGUUUAAUACUGCGCCAUUUAAAAUACAAAGCAUAAUAUUCCUAUAAAUUCUGAAUGUGUUGUCUGUUCAGCUCUUGUAGAUGUUAUAUUAAUAUCAAGUGAAUGUGUAUUACAAUAUUGAAUUAUUUAAUUUAAUUGAUAUUGUGUGCAUAAUAUAAAUUUUUAAAAUAGUCAUUCAUUCACCCUUCCUCUUUGUUUAUUGAAUUAUUUGCUUGAAUUUUGAUUUAAAGACAAUUUUCCCAAUUCCAUGCACCAUCUUUGAUGACCCUCUCAGAUAAAACAACUUACCUAUGAAUACCACUGCCACUCUUUUUAAUUUAGCUAGUUGCAUUUGCAAAGCAUGACUCAGAAUAACUCUGAUCUUUCAGUCUCACUGUAUACAGGGGAAGUGCCUGGGAUCCAUUUAAUGCUUAUGCUUGAUGGAACAUCUCCAGGAGAGAAUCCAUGAGGUUGGAUUGUGCGCGAACCUAUGUUGCACUACUUUAGUGAAAAGGUUGACUUGUUGGAUGAAUUAAGAUUUUCUUCUAAUUGACAACAUUUUGUAAAUAAUGCUGGGCACAUUAAGACACCAGUGUGUUCUCAGACUGAGAUAUCUCUUUAUUUAAUCACAAACAACUACCAAUGUUAAUAAAUUGCCCAAUGUUGUUUUUUUUUUAACUUCGUUAUUCCAUUUGCUCUUCUCUUCUACUGGUCUAAGUAUUUGUGUGUAAAAUUCUGUGAUAUACUCUGUAUUUAUAUGUAAUGUUAAGAUCAUUAAAACCCAUUAGUAUACCUCGCUUAAUGUUCUUGUAAAACAACAAAUGUAAUUCCCUUUUUACAAAAAGGUAAAGUUUUACAUUUCAAUCA